This is a messenger RNA of Durio zibethinus, 6172 nucleotides long. RefSeq lists its product as uncharacterized. Lineage: Eukaryota; Viridiplantae; Streptophyta; Magnoliopsida; Malvales; Malvaceae. The record is from RefSeq and is a predicted model, not a curated record.
AAUAAAGUUUUCUAAUAUUUAAUUUAAAUUAUUAUUUUUUAUUUUAGCGGACAUGAAAGUUGAUUGAAAUUUGGUUUAAUAUCGUCGUUGAUAUCCGGAUGCCUAUCUCUCUCUUCACUUUCUCUCUCAAGGCUUUCUUUGUCCGUAAUCGGCUUCACGUUAUCACUCCCACAGAUUUUCUUUCCAAACAAACAUUGGACAGAGAAACCCCAAGAAAUCCGAGAAAAUCCAAGAAAAUUCAUUGUUCCACUUUUUCUCUUCAAUUCUCCCGAUUGAGACGGAGAAAAAUUCUUCAGAAGCUGGACAACACCAUCGUUUCAACGCAGUAGGAUCCGGUUCCGGUUCGGUAAGUUUCUGUUACAAAGCGCCAUAGAUAUAUCCUCGAUGGUGCCGUUUUGAUUUUGGAAGUGAGAAACCAUAGUAAGAACCAGUGGUGUUCCUUUUUUUUUUUUUGUUGGGCAAGAAGGGCUAGGCUUUUUAGGGUUUGGUAAUUUGGGAAAUAGAAGAAAAACGGCGGUGUUUUGUUGGGGUUAGUUCUGCCAAAUGCGAUUUGAUGCCUCCAGAACCGUUGCCUUGGGAUCGGAAGGAUUUUUACAAGGAGAGGAGGCACGAGAGGACGGAGUCGCAGCCUCAGCAGCCGUUGACGGCUCGAUGGAGAAACUCGUUGUCUAUGUCGUCAUAUCAGCAUGGGUCCUUUAGAGAAUUUGCUCGCUGGGGAUCCGCUGACUUCCGUCGUCCUCCUGGUCAUGGUAAGCAGGGCAGUUGGCACCUGUUUGCUGAAGAAAAUGGUGGUCAAGGAUAUGUGCCAUCAUGGUCAGGUGACAAGAUCUUGGAUGAUGAGAACUUCAGUCAGUCAGUUUUUCGUGGAGAUGGGAAAUAUAGUCGAAACAGCAGUAGGGAAAACAACAGAGGGUCUUGUAGCCAGAGAGAUUGGAGAGGUCAUUCUUGGGAAAUCAGCAAUGGAUCCCUAAGCGCCCCUGAGAGGCCUCCUGAUGUGAAUAAUGAAAAAAAGCUAGUGGAUGAUAUGCUAACAUACCCUUCUCGUACUAAUUCUGACUUUGUAAAUGCAUCAGAUCUACUUCAAAAAGACCUGCAUGACAAUAAGAAAGGUGGUGUCAAUGGGUUAGGCACAGGACAAAGAUGUGAGAGAGAAAUUUCAAUAGGCUCAAUGGAUUGGAAGCCUCUCAAGUGGAGCCGCUCUGGAAGCUUGUCUUCACGUGGUUCGGGCUUUAGCCAUUCAAGUAGCUCAAAGAGCUUUGGAGGUGUAGAUUCUGGCGAAGGGAAGCCAGAGUUACAACAGAAAAUUUUGACCCCUGUUCAGUCCCCUUCUGGGAAUGCAGCAGCCUGUGUCACCUCUGCUGUACCUCCUGAUGAGAUAAAGUCAAGAAAGAAGCGACGCCUUGGAUGGGGUGAGGGUCUGGCUAAAUAUGAGAAAAAGAAAGUUGAAGGCCCUGAUACAAGCAUGAACAGAGAUGCAGCUACAAUUUCUGUUGGUAAUAUGGAACCUAACAAUUCUCUGAGUUCUAACUUGGCAGAUAAGAGCCCUAUCCUUGGAUUUUUUGAUUGUGCUUCUCCUGCAACUCCCUCGUCUGUUGCUUGUAGUUCCUCACCAGGUGUGGAAGAGAAAUCAUUUGGCAAGGCUGCAGAUAUUGAUAAUGAUAUUAGUAAUUUAUGUGGUUCUCCGAGUCUUGGGUCUCAAAAUCAUCUGGAAGUGGAUUCGAGUUUUGUUCACUCUACUGCAAUAAGUAAGUUGCUGCUAUGGAAAGGUGAUGUUUUGAAGGCAUUGGAGAUGACUGAAUCUGAAAUUGAUUCACUUGAAAAUGAACUUAAGUUGUUGAAAGGUGACUCUGGAAGCAGAUGUCCAUGCCCAGCAAUUUCCAGUUCUCUUCCUGUUGAGGAAAAUGGAAAAGCCUGUGAGGAACAGGAGGCUGUAUCCAGUAUGAUCCCUCAACCUGCCCUCUUGAAAAUUGAUACAUGUGGUGAUGCUCUUGAGAAGCUGCCUGUUUGUAAUGGGUUACUGGUUGAAGUUAAUGCUGAUGUAAAAGAUGGGGAUUUUGAUAGUCCUGGAACGGUUUCAUCUAAAUUUGGGGAACCAUUGACGUUGGAGAAAGCAGUUUCUCCAUCUGAUUUUGUGAAGUUUGAUGAAUGUUCUGGUAAUUUGGGUGCUGUUCAAUUGACAACAAUGGAGGUGAUUUUAUCUACUGGUUCAAGUAACGAUGGGACCGUUGCACCCAUUUCUGGGGAAGGCAGUGUGCUGAAGGAGAUUGAUAAUGACGCGCAUGUUCCAGAAUCUUCCAACUCUGAUUCUGGUGGAGAGAAUUUAAUAUACGAUAUAAUAUUGGCCGCUAACAAGGAAUUGGCUAAUGGAGCUUCCAAAGUAUUUGAUAACCUAUUGCCAAAAGAUCAGUGUAGCAUUGAGAUUUCUGAAAUUGCCAAUGUUGCAUGCUGGCAGACUGAUUCUUCUAUCAGGGAAAAAAUUGCAAUGCGAAAAAGGUACUUAAGAUUUAAAGAAAGAGUUUUGACACUUAAGUUUAAAGCAUUUCAUCACAUGUGGAAGGAAGAUAUGCGUUUGCUUUCAAUGAGAAAAUACCGUGCAAAGUCUCAGAAGAAGUAUGAAUUGAGUUUACGUCCAGCACAUGUCGGCUACCAGAAGCAUCGGUCUUCCAUUAGUUCUCGAGUUGCUUCUCCUGCAGGAAAUCUGAUCCUGGAACCUAGCUCUGAGAUAAUUAAUUUUGGUAGCAAACUGCGUCUAGAUUCCCAAGUCAGGCUUUACAGGCAUGCUUUGAAGAUGCCAGCAUUAUUUUUGGAUGAGAAAGAGAAGAAGGUUUCAAGGUUUAUCUCUAGUAACGGGUUGGUUGAAGAUCCAUGUGCCAUUGAGAAGGAAAGAGCUUUGAUCAACCCUUGGACAUCAGAAGAGAAGGAAAUUUUUAUGGAUAAGUUGGCUGCCUUUGGAAAGGACUUCAGAAAAAUUGCCUCGUUUCUUGAUCAGAAGAUGACUGCAGAUUGUGUCGAGUUCUAUUACAAAAACCACAAGUCUGAAUGUUUUGAGAAAACAAAAAAGAAGCUUGAUCUGAGUAAGCAGGGGAAGUCUUCUGCGAAUACCUACUUAUUGACAUCAGGGAAAAAGUGGAGCCGCGAACUGAAUGCUGCAUCCCUUGAUGUUCUGGGUGCAGCUUCAAUUAUAACAGCUCAUGCAGAAAGUGGCGUGCGAAAUCGGCAGAUGUCUUCUGGUAGGAUCUUUUUGGGAGGGCGAUUUUAUUCUAAAACAUGUCGAGUUGAUGAUAGCAUUGCUGAAAGGUCAAGAAGUUUUGAUAUUAUUGGGAAUGAUCGAGAAACUGUGGCAGCUGAUGUUUUAGCAGGUAUAUGUGGUUCUUUGUCUUCAGAGGCAAUGAGUUCAUGUAUCACUAGUUCUGCCGACCCUGGGGAGAGUUACCACCGUGAGUGGAAGUGCCACAGAGUUGAUUCUGUGGUUAAAAGGCCUUCAACAUCUGGUGUCACUCAGAAUGUUGAUGAUGAUAGUUGUUCAGAUGAGAGUUGUGGGGAAAUGGAUCCCACCGAUUGGACAGAUGAGGAAAAAUCUGUCUUUAUACAGGCUGUCUCAUCUUAUGGUAAGGAUUUUGCAAAGAUCUCACAGUAUGUUGGAACCAGAUCCAGGAAUCAAUGCAAGGUUUUCUUUAGCAAGGCUCGCAAAUGCCUUGGACUGGACUUGAUACAUCCAAGAACCCGAAACAUGGGAACUCCCACAAGUGAUGAUGCCAAUGGUGGUGAGAGUGAUAUGGAAGAUGGUUGUGUCCUGGAUAUCUCUGUUGUUUACAGUGAUAAGUUGGGGUCUAAAGUGGAGGACUUACCUUCCAUACCUUCCACUAUUGUGAACAUGAAUCUGGAUGAACCCAAUCCCAUAGGGGAAAUGAGUUUGCAAACUAACCUGAACAUAUCAGAGGAAAACAAUGGUAGGCUAGUAGAUCAUAAAGAUUCUGAGGCAGUGGAAGCUAUGGCUUCUGAUGUGGGGCAGACUGAACCAAUUUCUGAAGGUGGUGGUGAUGAUAUGGAUGUUGAUAGCAACAAGGCUGAGUCAGUGCAGGAUCAGAAAAGUGUUGUGUUGGCAAAUCUAAAUGCUGUAAGAAAUGCUGAACAGGGUCUUUCUGUUGCAGUAUCAGCAUCUGUUGAGGAGGCAGUUGAUCGAUGCCUUCCUAGUUUAGAUGCUGUGGUUGAAUGCAAAUCUGAUGCUGUUUGGUCUACUGAGGGGUUUGGAAAUGAUUUGGAGGCACAGGAAACUUCAUUGUCCAAAAAUGGUUUGGAUGAACGUGAUACAAAAUGCAGUGCAGGGACUAGCUGUCAAAUUAUCUCUAGGCUAGAUUCAAAUAAAAUCAUUAGUGAGUCCGUUAAUAAAAAUUCUUGUUCAGAUUUUACCUUCAACACUAAAGGCCCACAUCAGGCUCCUCUUGACUUGGAUUCUGCUGAAAUGCCUUCAGUCGUAUUAUUGCCAAAUGGAAACACUUCUGCUAAAAAUUCUGCAUUGCAUGGUUCUGAUGCCUUUCAAUGUGAGAGGAUAUGCAAUCAAGAUAGGUUGUCAUCAACACUUGAUUAUCAGGAGAAUGAAGACAAACAGGCUUACAAAUCUUUUAGCGGAGAUGAGUCUGAUUGUUUAUCUGGAAAACCCUUAGUGGAUCUUGCUGAAUCGUACCAUAUUUUAAGGGGUUAUCAAAUGAAUGGUGAUGUCAGUUGUAGUCAGCUUCCUGAAGUUAAAAGCCUUUCAACUUCAAAAAGGGGUGUUACUGGUCCGUAUUUGGCUCAAGAUUGUUAUCUUCAGAAGUGCAAUGGUUCAAAAUCAGCAGCUGAGCUUCCACUCCUGGUUCCAAACUUGAAACAAGCAAAUGGUUGUCCAAAAUCCCAUUCUCGGAGUCUGUCAGAUACAGAAAAACCUUGCAGGAAUGGUAAUGUCAAGCUGUUUGGUCAGAUACUCAAUACUAGUUCCCAAGGUGAUGAGAAGGUAGCCUAUUUCCCUAAACAAAGCUCGAAAUCUUCAAGUUUGAAGUUCACAGGUCAUAAUAAUGUUGAUGGGAAAACGUCUUUCUCAAAGUUUGACCGAAAUAAUUAUCAUGCGCUGGAAAAUGUUCCCCAAAUGAGUUAUGGUUUCUGGGAUGGAAACAGGAUACAAACUGGGUUGUCAUCUUUACCUUCCUCUGCUAUUUUAGUGGCGAAGUAUCCCGCUGCAUUAGUUAAUUAUCCUGCACCUCACCACAAAAUGGAGCAGCAGGCAUUGCAGAUUUAUGUCAGGAGUAGUGAGCGAGACUGGAAUGGUGUUUCAGUUUUCCCUUCAAGGGAAAUAAGCAGCAACCGCAGCAUGGUGGAUUAUAAAGUGUACAGGGACCGUGAUUGGAUCAAGGUGGCGCCAUUUACUUUGGAUGUGAAUGAUCUUCGAGAUGCAAUGACAAAAUGGGUUUGAUGGAAUUCCCCAAAAUGACAGCAGCAGCGAAGGGGAAUGGUUGGAAUAAAUGUUGUGAGCGAGAGGAGAUCCUGUAGACAAAACGUAGUAUGGUGGGCAGAGUGGGGAGCAUCAACAGCAGGGAAGAAGAGCCAUGUUGAGUUAAGGGGGGCAUAGGCAGGUAAUUGAAAGCGACUCACCAGCGGCAAAUAUUUAUUUGCUGCGCAAUGUAUAUUUGUUUUUUUUUUUUUUUUGUAGUAUUUGUUUUUAAAUGAAAUGAUGAUAGGGGUGGGGGCAGUCAUUUUGGUAAAAUAUUUUUAGGUGCUUUGUAAUAUUCCAGCAGCAGCCUUGUAUUUGUUGUAUUUGAUGGAAAAUACAGAAAAUCUGUGAAAGUUUAGGAGGGGGCAAUUUCAAGCAUAUUCCUCCUCCUUCCCAUCUCUCUCAUAUGGUCUUUGUAAUGGGCCUGUGGGUCCAUCCCAAAUUUGACAAGUGCAUAAUGCUCAUUUUGUUAAUUUCGUUGGUCUUGUUCGUCCUUGCCAAAUCGGAUGGCGCAACGACAUCGUUGUAAAAUAAUACGUCGGUCGUUGAGUUGGGGCCUAGGUAACCCAAAAAUCAGAGACUGAGUUGGCGAAUUGUUUGAUGUUCUUGUCUUGUUUUGAAAGGUUCUCUCGGAUUUUGUUCUGCUUCUUUCUUCAAGGUUUGGGAACAUGUUUGCUUAAUUGGGGUCUCAGAUGGGCCGGUAAAGAA